Blepharisma stoltei is the source of this 786-nucleotide messenger RNA. The record is from the annotation of a GenBank genome assembly. NCBI's taxonomy places the organism in Eukaryota, Ciliophora, Heterotrichea, Heterotrichida, Blepharismidae.
AUGAUAACGCUUAAUAAAGACGCCAAACUCAAACUAAGACCUAACACCUCUUAUAUAGCAAACAAGCCGAAGUUGAAUUUAAGCUGCUUUACCCAGAGUUUUGUAAAAGAAAGAGAUAAUAUGAUUAAGCUUCGAAAAUAUGAGACCCAUCAUUGGCUAAAACUUCAUGGAAGAGGCAUGUUUAUUGAUUUUGAUAGCUACCAAAGAUCGAAACUUAAAGGAAUUUUUAAUGAUUUAGACGAUGAUGGGUCAGGCUCAUUAGGAAUUGACGAGUUAUAUGAGCCACUACUUGCGCUUGGUUUGGUGGAAAGUAAAGAAGAUGUACAAUAUUUAGUGAAUAUGGUAGAUAUUGAUAAGUCAGGGUUAAUUGAGUUUGAAGAAUUUAUAAAAAUAUUGACAGCUGCUAAAGGAAACCAAGGAGAAAAUUUAUUAGUGCAAUUUUUCAAAGAUUUGGUAAAUGGGAGGAUUUUUCAAGAGUAUAAAGAUCUGCCUUUUAAAUUAUUGAUUUCUAAUAGGAGAAGAGAAAUUAUGCUGCAGAGCUAUAUGGGAACGACAAACUCAGAAAAAGAAAAGGGGUUUAGGAUUUUAACAGCUUUUGCGAACGUGCUUAGAGACAGGGAUAUGCAGAUCCCUAAAUCUGAAAUGCUUAUAAAUAAAAGGAAUAAAAUAGGGAUGCAAACAAAUCAAGGAAUUAAAGGUAUCAUAAGAAGCCGCUUUAAACGAGGCUCGUUUAAAAUUCGCGCACAAAACAAAUUUGCAAGGUCAAACUCUGUAAAAUUAUACUAA